Messenger RNA from Prunus armeniaca (apricot), 603 nucleotides. Lineage: Eukaryota; Viridiplantae; Streptophyta; Magnoliopsida; Rosales; Rosaceae. The record is from the annotation of a GenBank genome assembly.
AUGACACCCCAAAACCUCGUGUUCCUUCCUCUUUCAACCCCUAAAUUAUCCAUCGGAUGCGCAAUACUAGAUGAUUGCUUCGGGGUGGGAUACCCUCUUUGUCUCCAACUUACGGUACGAGCUCAGCUCCCACCCUCACAUGGCGGACUAGGAGGCUCCUCCGUCUACAUAUUCACAGAAUUCAACUUCUCAUUUGGUCGAUUGCAACAACUAGGCAACCUUUAUCAUGCAUCAUACCCCAACUUAAUAAGGUUGGAGCCAUUGGAAGACAUAUAUGUUCAUGGCAUUCAUGAUGCUCAACAACUCAUCCAUGUCCUUGGAGACAUACAAGCACUUAUUGCCAUUGAUCACACCCGCACUACAUUGUUCCGAUCACAGUAUCAGACAACACUAGCAGAUUUGAAACGGCGGUCUGAAAUGUUCUUCAACAUAUCUGGGACAUUGAAGGGUUUAGCAAAUAAGUUUGGGUUGGUGGUGGUUGUCACCAACGAAGUGGUGGAUUUUAUUGGGCCACAUGAUGGAGUGAAUGGGGUGAGGUUGGGAAACUUGGAGUCCCUAGACACAUCAGGCAGAUGGGUGAGUCCAGCUUUGGGAUUGGCUUAG